This is a messenger RNA of Myotis daubentonii (Daubenton's bat), 482 nucleotides long. RefSeq names its product otospiralin (gene OTOS). Lineage: Eukaryota; Metazoa; Chordata; Mammalia; Chiroptera; Vespertilionidae. Gene Ontology annotation, biological process: sensory perception of sound. The record is from RefSeq and is a predicted model, not a curated record.
GACGUCUCCGUCCUUGUCCGGCCUUUUAUAAAGAGGAGCCUGUGUGCUGGUGGCUGACGCCCAUCGGGCUGUGGACUGAGACUGAGGGACAGGAGCGGCCAGGUGGACCUGACCCAGUCGGUCGGUCAGUCGCAGGGGGAUGUGCCUGGGGAAGAUGAAGACCUGCCUGCUGCCCGGGGUGGCCCUCUGCCUCUUGCUGGUGCCUCUGGUGGGGGCCAAGCCUGUGCAGGAUGAGGGAGACCCAUAUGCCGAGCUGCCGGCCAUGCCCUACUGGCCCUUCUCCACCUCUGACUUCUGGAACUACGUGCAGUUCUUUCAGACAAUGGGGGCCUACCCCCAGAUCGAGGACAUGGCCCGCACCUUCUUCGCUCACUUCCCCCUGGGAACCACCCUGGGCUUCCACGUCCCCUACCAGGAGGACUGAGGGGUCCCCAGCCUGGCGCCCUGACCUCAUCAAUAAACUCCUGACUUAAAAUGCACAA